This is a messenger RNA of Protopterus annectens (West African lungfish), 4847 nucleotides long. RefSeq names its product collagen type XXV alpha 1 chain (gene COL25A1). The transcript is spliced from 38 exons. NCBI's taxonomy places the organism in Eukaryota, Metazoa, Chordata, Ceratodontiformes, Protopteridae. The record is from RefSeq and is a predicted model, not a curated record. Bases 495 to 2591 code for a protein of 698 amino acids.
CUGCGGUAUUUACAGCACAGAGGCAGUAGUUUGGUAAGCUAGCUUGUAACUGUGUAACUAGGGGAAGCUGUGGGGUUCGUGAAGAACACGAGGCUCGUCUAUUCCCGAAGUGCAGCCACAAGCUUAGAAAUUCAUGAGCUCUUCAACUUUGAGGUGCAGACUUUAAAGGAAGCUGUUCUUGGCAUCUGAGAGCUGCAACAGGUUCAAGUGACCUUGCACUGGAGACUUAAGUCGGGACACUUAAUAGAAAACUGUUUUAAGUGGGUACACUUGCAACCUGCUAGGGCAUGUUAUUAUCUUCCUUAAUCGCCGGGACUUUAUAUUCAUUUAACACUUCCAGGACGAUUUACAGCAACCACUGAACGUUAGUUGGCAUGAGAUGCUUAGCUUAUAGUUUUAAUUAAACCUUAUUAGGCUUGUGGUUAUAUACAUAUGUGUAUCACUGGUUAAUGAACUAAUUUAUUUGCACCAAUAUAAUUCCUACACAGAAGAACAUGCAUAGCAAUGCUAAAGAGCAGAAAGUGUUUAAAAAGGCUGGAAGCAGCGAGGAUGGAUGCGGUGGGCAGCAAAGCUGCAGGAAAAGAGGGACGCUGGCUUUACUACUACCCACUGUUGUGGGACCAAUGAUUUCGAUUGUCUCCUUAGCAUAUUGUGUAGCGCUUAACGUCCAUACUGCUCAGCUACAAGAAAGGGUCCUGGCCCUGGAAACCAGGGAAGGAGGCGAGCAGUUGCUCUACCGUUAUCCAAUCCCAGGCCUUUCCAUGGAUCAGCUAAAUUCGGUAGUGCGAGAUAGAGUGGAUCAGCUCAUGUCGCAGAGGUCGUACGAAUAUUUGGCCAAGAUUCGAAAGGCACGAGAAGUGCCAUCCCAAUGUGACUGCCCAGCAGGCCCUCCUGGAAAACGAGGCAAGAAGGGUCGCAACGGAGAACCAGGUCCUCCAGGUCCCUCUGGUCCAAAGGGUGAAAAGGGUGACCAAGGUGACCAAGGCCCACGGAUGGUGUUCCCUAAAAUCAAUCAUGGGUUUCUGUCUGCUGAUCAACAGCUCAUUAAACGACGCCUUAUUAAGGGUGAUCAAGGACAAGCUGGCCCUCCUGGACCACCAGGACCUCCAGGGCCACCAGGACCCAGGGGCCCCCCAGGUGAUACUGGAAAAGACGGUCCAAGAGGAUUACCAGGAUCAACGGGGGAACCUGGCCUCAUAGGAGAACAGGGUUUGAUGGGACCCCAGGGACCACCAGGACAAAAGGGUUCAAUUGGAGAUCCAGGAACCCCAGGACUGGAUGGUGAAAAGGGAGAGCAGGGAUCACCUGGGAUAUCGGGUACAGAUGGAGUCCUUGGACCCAAGGGAGAUCCAGGAGAAAGAGGAGAAAAGGGUUUUAACGGAGAACCUGGACUGAAAGGUGACAUGGGAGAAAAGGGUGACCCUGGAUCUUCUGCAGCUGGAAUUAAGGGUGAACCUGGAGUCCCUGGUCGUUCAGGGCAAAAGGGUGAGCCAGGCCUACCUGGGCUUCCUGGACUUCCUGGAAUAAAGGGUGAACCAGGUUUCCUAGGCCCACAGGGAGAGCCAGGAUUACCAGGAUUGCCAGGAACAAAAGGUGAAAGAGGAGAAGCAGGACCUCCUGGGAAAGGUGAAAGAGGAGAACCCGGAGCACAAGGCCAAAAGGGAGAGCCUGGUGAAGCUGGCCCAAGAGGCCCCAAAGGGUUAAAGGGUGAUCCAGGAGAGAAAGGAGAUACAGGAUUAACAGGUCCAAGGGGGCCACCUGGACAGAAAGGAGACCAAGGAGUGACAGAAAUCAUAGACUACAAUGGCAACAUCCAGGAAGCAUUGCAGAGGAUUACUACCUUAACAGUUACGGGUCCACCAGGACCACCAGGACCUGAAGGAAAACAAGGGCCAAAGGGAGAGCCUGGAUCUCCAGGAUCCCCGGGAGUGGAUGGUGAACAGGGUCCUAAAGGUUCCAAAGGUGACACUGGUGCCCCUGGAUUUCCAGGUGACAAAGGAGGAAUUGGCUUACCUGGAUUGCCGGGUACAAAUGGAGUCAAAGGAGAAAAGGGAGACGCAGGCUUACCUGGCCCUCAGGGUCCAUCUAUUAUAGGCCCACCGGGAGCUUCUGGCCCACAUGGUCCACCAGGCCCGAUGGGCCCACCAGGACUGCCUGGCCCAAAGGGUGAACCAGGGUUGCAUGGUCUUAAAGGAGCGAAGGGUGAAACGGGUCAAAAGGGUGACAGAGGACCCCUUGGUCUUCCAGGAGCCUCUGGCUUGGACGGAAAGCCAGGACCCUUGGGCAUGGAUGGUUUGGUUGGCCCACCUGGCCCAGCAGGACCGAAAGGUGACAGGGGAGAAAAAGGCGCCACAGGGGACCCAGGAUCAAGAGGCCCAUAUGGCUUACCGGGCAAAGAUGGACAACCAGGUAUAGAUGGCUUUCCAGGUCCGAGAGGAGAGAACGGAGACACAGGAGAAAAGGGAGAAAAGGGCUUCCGAGGAUUUAAGGGGGAAAAGGGUGAACCAGGCCAGCCUGGCCUGGAUGGGCUGGAUGCCCCUUGCCAAUUGGGUGCAGAUGGAUUACCAAUGCCUGGAUGCUGGCAAAAGUGAUGAAUCUAACCCUAACAGCAUGAAGUUGUAUAUAAAACUCCACAUUUUAUAUGUAUAAAUGAAAACUUAUAUUUGGCUUCAGUGUCCAAGGAAUGUUUACUUAUAGCUGCUUCAAUCAGUUUGCAGUAGUUGGUCACGUGCUCCUACAUCAGUAAACUGACUGUAUAUCUAAUGUGGAAAAUUCUGCACUGAAGGGAAAUAGAGUAUGUAUGAAUGCUGUGGACGUGCACAGAAUGAGUAAAUGUAUGGCUGUAUUUACAAAUAUUGUAUGUGUGGACACAUAUCAGAAGAUAUGGGUAUAUGUAUUACAAAGUUGUGGUCAGAAAAGCAGCCAUUGGCUCUGCUUUUCUGACAUUUGUACGAGUAAUAAGUGCCAAGGACCAAUCUUUAAGGAACUGUGACCAAAAAUGGACUGAAUGCUGUGAAAUGUACUCUGUCAGAUGUCACUGGAGAUUACUGACUAUCCAUGUUCUUCACUGCCUUCAUCAUUCAUGAUAUAACCAUGUCAUCACACACAUGUAAAACAAACACUGCAUGACAUGUGUGCCACAUUUGCUUGCGGCGUGAUUGCUCCAUGGGCUAAAACACUAACUAGCUGCUCUUUGUGAAAUUUCAACCAGACUCAUCAAUUUCCUUUUGUUACCUCAAGGGAGUCACACCAUGGCUAAUUGCUAAAAAGAGAUAAACUUGAAGAUUUCCUUCAGUGGUUAUUCAGAUUUGAAGACCUGCAACCUGUAUUGCAGGGUCUUUAGCUGCAUCCUGUACUACAAUGCAGGAGACCACCGUGGCAGUUAUUCUUUGGUGCCAAUCAACUGGUCAGUGCAAUGCCUCAGAGUUCCAGGUUCUGUUCUUGCACACUGAAAGCAGGCAUUAGACUUAACAUCAUGUCUUAAUCGUGGUCUGUCACCUGAGUUUAAAUGUAAGUCUGAAAAACAUUCAGAAAAACCUGCACCUUUUCCUAAGAUGGACAUUUCAGUGCUAACAUAGUCUCUACGUCUAUGCAUCAAGAAAGGUUGCCAGUAUCACAUAAAGAUUUUUGCUCAGCCCUUGAAGUUCUUCGAGCACAUGGCAUUGCUGAGAACCAAUGGUGGUUCUUUUGACUUACAGCUGUUGAGCCAGACAGGAGCUCAGAACCAGAAGGAGUGUGGUUCAUUCGCUUGUUACAAAAUCACGUUUAUUAAAAACAAAAUAUAAUGUUUUUAACUACAUCUCCAUGACCUGGCAGAAAUGAUUGGGAGCAGAUAUGUAUGGAGUUUAUUCUCCCCAUAACAUGUUAAAGACUUUUUGUGUGUCUUGAGGAUUUAUUAUGCAUUCAUUACUUUUGACCUUCUACAGCUUUGGAAGGUCUAUUAAAAAGUGAUGUACAAAUAUUUAAGUUACAUUUGUAUUUUAAAAUAUUUGAUCUUAUGUUUUAUAUUCAUACUGAUAUAGAAAUGUCUGAAUCUCUCCAUCACUUUCAGUUGUUCCACAGUUGCUUAUUUAUGAAUAUAUGUAUUUUUCUGCUAUUUUGAAUGGUUUCCUUGGUGUCUCCUCAUAGACUUGGAAUGGUCUUGAUUAGAAGAGUUAUUAUUAUAAAAAGGAACCAUUAUACAAGCUGUACAUAUGGUUGGCAGCAGCAAAGCUGUAUUAGGGAAUUAAUGCCAGGUUUUAAUAUUGUAGGACAUCAGUAUAUGACUGAAGAAUACCAACAAAAUGUAAUGUUGUCUGAAUCACUAUAAGUCCCUGAAGCUGAUUGUAUGAGCUUUUGUGUUUUAUCAGUGAAUAUGAUGUAUCUUCAGCUUUAAAAGAAACAGGGGCAUAGCUGAAGUCCUUGUUUGGGUUACACAGGUGCCUGCCACUUGAGAAGGUAAGAAAAUAAGCAAACAUGCAGCCCUUGGCCAUUGCUAAAUUAAGUAUAAUAAUAAAGCAAGGCAUGAAUUUAAGAUGGGCAAAGCAUGACACUGCCCAUGUGGCAGUUUUUCUUUUCACUUUAAAUUAUUUAAUUGCUGAUUACUAUAAAACAAAGUGCCGUUAAUUUCUUUGAAUGUAAAUGUAUCAUAUCUUUACCAUAUUGAGGGGCACGUUUCAGUUAACCUGGUUUAUGAAUGAUAUGCCUAGGUUAAGUAUAAGUGCUUUUUUCAGUCUGAAAAGCAGACAUACAUUGCAUACCAUGUAACUUACUUCUGAUUUGUUGUUUUUUGCAUCACCGUGAAUCUGGAGUUUUGUACAGAUGUAAAAAUAUGUUCUUUAAACAAGUAAACACAGAUGUAACCAAUA